AUGAAGCUUCAACUCAUCAAGGCAUAUAAAGAGGAAGAACUCUAUUGGAGUCAGAAAGCAAGAUGCAGGUGGCUACAAGAAGGGGACAAGAAUACUGCUUAUUUCCAUGCAAGUGUGAUGGCUACAAGGAGAAGGAACAAAAUUAUAGUGUUACAGAGAAACAAUGAUGAAUGGUGCAAAACUGAACAAGAAGUGAUGGAGGAGAUAUGCAACUAUUACCAACAGCUAUUUACAACAGCAAAUACUGAACAGGAACAGGAAAUAAUUGAUAAUGUUCUUAUUGCACAAGAAUUCAUGCAUUUCCUGAAAAACAAAAGAAAAGGAGGAGUAGGUUUUAUGGCCCUAAAACUGGAUAUGUCCAAAGUCUAUGAUAGGGUUGAAUGGAAAUUUGUAGGAAAAAUGAUGAUGCAGGGACUUUCUCACAUGAUCAACAGGGAUAUGAACCAUGGAAAUGUCACAGGAAUCAAAGAGGCCAAGCAGGUGAAGGAUAUCUUACAGAAUUACUCAAAGGUGUCUGGACAACUGGUAAAUUUUGACAAAUCAGCUAUGUACUUCAGUAGGAAUACUCCUAAACAUGUCAGAGAAGAAGUGUGUCAAAAGCUAGGAGAUAUGAGGGAAGCAGGCAGUGGCAGAUAUCUGGGCCUGCCUAUGGCUAUCGCAAGAUAA
Messenger RNA from Coffea arabica (coffee), 666 nucleotides. The record is from RefSeq and is a predicted model, not a curated record. NCBI's taxonomy places the organism in Eukaryota, Viridiplantae, Streptophyta, Magnoliopsida, Gentianales, Rubiaceae.